AUGCCAAACUAUGCGAAAUUCAUGAAAGACCUUCUAUCAAAGAAACACAAGUUGAAGGAAUGCGAAACAGUAGCCUUGACACAGGAGUGCAGUGCCAUCAUUCAGAGGAAACUUCCUCCCAAGCUGAAGGAUCCCGGCAGUUUCAGUAUUCCUAUUGAAAUAGGAGACAUUGAAGUUGGGAAAGCAUUAUGUGAUCUGGGAGCAAGUAUCAACCUGAUGCCACUAUCCAUGUGCAGAGCUCUUGGAAUCAAGGAGCUCAAGCUGACUACCGUUUCUCUCCAGUUAGCUGACAGAACGAUCAGAAGACCAGAUGGGGUAAUUAAGGAUGUGUUAGUUAAAAUUGACAAAUUUAUCUUCCCUGCAGAUUUUGUAGUUCUGAAUAUGGCAAAAGACACCGAGAUCCCCAUACUGCUUGGAAGGCCAUUCUUAACCACCGCAAGGGCAUUGGUCGAUGUGGAGCAAGGAAAAAUAAUACUGAGGGUGGACGAAGAAACAGUCACCAUUAACAUCUUUGAAUCAAUGAAACAUCCAACAGACGGAGGAGAUUGUUUUAUGAUAGACAUACUACAAGAAGCAAUUGAUAAUGCUAUGAAAGAGGAGAAUUCUCUGCUUGAGUUAGAACAAAUCAACGACGACGUUGAAGUAACUGAUAAAGAACCAGUGGUGGAGCAACUUGAAAGAAAGAAAGAUGACAUCCCUCUUGGAGCACCAAAGGUAGAGCUUAAGGAGUUACCUCCAAAUUUAAAAUAUGUCUUCCUAGGUAACAACAAUACCUAUCCAGUCAUCAUCAAUGUUGAGCUAACAACAGCAGAAUAA
Messenger RNA from Gastrolobium bilobum, 816 nucleotides. RefSeq lists its product as uncharacterized. The record is from RefSeq and is a predicted model, not a curated record. The coding region runs from base 1 to 816 and encodes 271 amino acids. Lineage: Eukaryota; Viridiplantae; Streptophyta; Magnoliopsida; Fabales; Fabaceae. The transcript has a single exon.